CAGUGAACAACUCAGAUGUGAGUGAGACUUGCCAAUAGUCUCACGCUUCGAUGAAUGAUGGCAACCUUAACAAAAGCCAAGAUCAACCCACUUCACUUCCCUCGCCCACCCUCAUGCGAGCUCACGCCACGCCAUCUCCAGGUCAAAUGGAACGGGCAGCUCAUUGCGGAUACAAAGGAGGCUUACUGGGUUCUUGAAACGCACCAUCCACCAACAUAUUACCUUCCGCCUUCGUCUCUCAAAGUUCCACUAACGGUAAACCCGCGGCAGUCGUAUUGUGAGUGGAAAGGCAAAGCUACGUACUAUGAUAUUGUCAAUCCGAGUAAUUCCUCGGAGGUCGUGAAGAGUAGGAUUUGGAGCUAUGAUGAUCCGACAAAAGGCUUUGCACCCAUCAAGAAUUUCUUAAGCUUCUAUGCGGGGCCGUGGGAUUGUUAUGUUGACGGUGAGAGAGUGGAGCCGCAGCCAGGUGACUUUUAUGGUGGGUGGAUGACAAGCGAUAUCGAACGUAGCACCGUGAAGGGUGGUCCAGGUACUUGGGGUUGGUAGUCGGAAAACCUUUUACGGUUUCUACAAUAUGCUCGGUCCUUCGGAGACUGUUAGAGGGCGGAACUUAGGCUGUCGAGUCGGAAUAGCAUGUGAAACUGGUCUAUACCCUCUCGAGAACGGGAUGGGUUUCACUGCUUCGUUCGAUCAUGAUCUUCAUCCUGUCAUUAUGGAGCACAAACUUGCAGGCUAAUACAUUGAUAACAUGUACGUGCAGCAGCUCAGCUACUAUAUAAUGAGCUAUAUUUAUUCUUGCUGCCUGUCACUUUCAAUAGCCCGGUAAAGACACGUUAUUCUAGAUUGAUCUACCGUUAUCACGUCGAGAGCAUAAAACAUUUACUGGCUUUCCGUACUGACAAGAAUAAGGAGUCUGUUUUAACGGAAGCCUACUCGUCUAUCUCCUCGUCCUCACACCC
This is a messenger RNA of Pseudovirgaria hyperparasitica, 959 nucleotides long. RefSeq names its product DUF427-domain-containing protein. The transcript has a single exon. NCBI's taxonomy places the organism in Eukaryota, Fungi, Ascomycota, Dothideomycetes, Acrospermales, Acrospermaceae. The coding region runs from base 55 to 546 and encodes 163 amino acids. The record is from RefSeq and is a predicted model, not a curated record.